Messenger RNA from Cyphellophora attinorum, 879 nucleotides. RefSeq lists its product as uncharacterized. The record is from RefSeq and is a predicted model, not a curated record. Bases 1 to 879 code for a protein of 292 amino acids. The transcript has 3 exons. Lineage: Eukaryota; Fungi; Ascomycota; Eurotiomycetes; Chaetothyriales; Cyphellophoraceae.
AUGCCGAGGAAGCACCGUUUUGCGGGUUGGUGGCGCCGACUCUUCCGAAAGACCAAGACUCCAGAUAAGCGCAUUGUCGAAGAGCCGCAGUACGUUGCGACAGAGCCAGCAGAGAACUUGAGCCAAGAUCGACAGGCUGUACGAGGUGCCGGGUAUGCCGAACCGCAGGACAUUGUGACAGAGCCAGCAGGGAACUCGAGCCAGAAUCGACAGCCUGUACGAGGUGGCGGGUAUGUCCAACCGCAAGACGUUGCGACAGAGCCAGCGGAGAACUUGAGCCAAGAUCGACAGCCUGUACGAGGUGCCGGAUAUGACCAAGGCGACAACAACCACACUAUAGCACCGAUCUCUAAAUAUUCGCUUGUCUUUCCUCCGACUCCUCGGGUGGUCACUGUCAAGCCGCUACGAUGCAGCAACCCACAGACCACAACUGCUAGCCACAAUCAGUCCAAGCUCGAGAAGCGAGACGCUUUACGAAUACCUUCAUCUGAUCUCAAUCCUCUGACAACGUCUGAAGUCAUUGUUGCAUCAACAUGGGACAAACCUAGACCGAGACUAAACAACAUGCCGCUUGAGAUACUGGAGAAGAUCAUCCGCUUCAUCACAGGCGACUUGAUCAGUGUCGAGAUGCAUUUCCAGGAAGGAGAAUCGCGGGGUACUGUGGCGUGGCAUCCAUGGGAGGUUCCGCAGCUCCUGCUCGUGUCAAGAUAUAUCCGCCAAGUCACUCAAUCCUUGCUGCUGAAAACUUGCACCGAGCUCGAGCCCAAGACGCACCUUGAUGCUGGUGGCGCCUCCAACUUUUGGAUGCCUGCAGCAGAACUGGCCCCGCGACACUUCGAGAAGCUGUUUGUUGCGAACAGAAGCGUGGGAUCCAAAUAA